This is a messenger RNA of Physella acuta, 6612 nucleotides long. RefSeq names its product E3 ubiquitin-protein ligase arih1. Gene Ontology annotation, biological process: protein ubiquitination. The record is from RefSeq and is a predicted model, not a curated record. Lineage: Eukaryota; Metazoa; Mollusca; Gastropoda; Physidae. Gene Ontology annotation, molecular function: zinc ion binding; ubiquitin-protein transferase activity.
UCCUUUCAUAGGCGUAAAAUGAUGUCAUCUCCGCCUGUGUAUUAUUGUUGAGACGUACAAUUACGAAUCAAAUAAACAUAUAAUUGUCCUUUAAUAUUUUCGUUCAAAAAGUUGGUUUAACAAACAAUCAGAUUAAGUUCAGCAAUUAUCAAAAAACCUACGGUAUCAAUGUUUUGCUGAAAAAAGUAACAGCUACCUGAGCUCGGGAAAUCCCGAAGAUGACGUCACUAACGUAAACCUUUGGUCAUGAUAAGCAAGACUAUUGAUAUUUAGCAGAAUUAUAUCAUCAUUCUCAGCUGUGUUAAAGCUGCAAUGAGUACAUCCCAUAUGUUGAUUGUCUAGUUUCGCUGCACAGUUUCUUGUUACAAGUGCAAUAUUUUUUUUGCCUUUUUGUUUUACGUUUUUGAAACAUGAUGGACAGUGACGAUGGUUUCAUGGAUGGAGCCGAGUCUGAAGACUCGCAUGGCCCAACAGAUAACGACGACGAGGACGAACUGCCAAUGGAUAUGGAGCACCCAGAAUCUUCUACAAAUGAACGAAGAGAUGAUGAUGACUUUACAUAUGAAGUACUUACUGCAGAUCAAAUAGUAGAAUUUAUGGUUGAUUGCAUUAAAGACGUCAAUGCCGUUGUGCAGAUACCUGCCACAAUAACCCGCAUUCUUCUUAACCAUUUUAAGUGGGAUAAAGAAAAACUAAUGGAAAGAUAUUAUGAUGGUGAUCAAGACAAGUUAUUUUCUGAAGCUCAUGUUGUUAGUCCUCAUCGGCGUGAUAUGGGGAAGGGUGCUAAGCGUCAAGUGCGAAACAGUGUUCAAGAAGACAACGUUCUUUGCGAAAUAUGCUACUUUUCUAAGGCAUUGGAUGAUAUGAAGGGUCUUGAAUGUGGUCAUCGUUUUUGUGCCCAUUGUUGGGCUGAGUACCUCACAUCAAAAAUAAUGGAUGAAGGUAUGGGACAAACCAUUUCUUGUGCUGCCUAUGGCUGUGAUAUUCUUGUAGAUGACAAAAGUGUAAUGGAGUUAAUAAAAGACCAAAAAGUUAAAUUGAAAUAUCAACAAAUAAUAACAAAUAGUUUUGUAGAGUGUAACAGGUUAUUGAGAUGGUGUCCAGCCCCGGACUGCGGACAUGCAGUCAAGGUGGCCCACCAUGAUGCAAAGCCGGUGACCUGUGUAUGUGGCCAUACCUUUUGUUUUUCGUGCGGAGAAAACUGGCAUGAUCCUGUGCGUUGCAAGUGGCUAAAACAAUGGAUUAAAAAAUGUGAUGAUGAUAGUGAAACAUCAAAUUGGAUAGCGGCAAACACAAAGGAAUGCCCGAAAUGUCACGUUACGAUAGAGAAAGAUGGCGGCUGCAACCACAUGGUCUGUAAAAAUCAGAACUGUAAGGCAGAUUUCUGCUGGGUUUGUCUUGGACCCUGGGAACCCCAUGGAUCCUCUUGGUAUAACUGUAAUAGGUACAAUGAAGAUGAUGCCAAGAAAGCUAGGGAUAGUCAAGAGGUAAGCAGAUCCCGAGCAGCUUUACAGAGGUACCUAUUUUACUGCAACAGGUAUAUGAACCAUAUGCAGAGCCUCAAAUUUGAACACAUGCUCUACCAGUCUAUUAAGUCCAAGAUGGAAGAGAUGCAGCAACACAACAUGUCAUGGAUUGAGGUCCAGUUUUUGAAGAAAGCUGUAGAUGUGUUGUGUCUAUGCAGACAAACCCUUAUGUAUACUUAUGUUUUUGCCUUUUAUCUCAAAAAGAACAAUCAAUCCAUUAUUUUUGAAGACAACCAGAAAGAUCUUGAAAAUGCCACUGAGCAGCUUUCAGAAUAUUUGGAAAGAGAGAUUUCUUCUGAAGUACUUCAUGACAUAAAGCAGAAAGUACAAGACAAAUACAGAUACUGUGAAAGUCGCAGAAAUGUUCUACUUGACCAUGUACACGAAGGUUAUGAGAAAGACCAGUGGGAAUACAUUGAAGCUUAAUUAUCAUCUCAGAGUCUCUAAAAAGCAGCAGUAUGGCUCAUCUCUUGUAGAAUUGAAUUGACUUAUUUGUUGGUCGUAUCAUCAAAAUGCCCUUUUUAUAUACAAUUUCUAAUGUUUACAUUCUGCGUUAGUUAUUUAAUUCUCAAGGAGCAGUGUAAUUAUGCUUGAUUAACCACAGCCCAUAUGCAACUGGGCAUUUGCAGUUUGUUGACAUUUAUUUAUCUUUAUUUUGUAACUGACUCUCUGCUGGUUUAAAUCACAGUCAUUAUAUAUGUGUAUACAAAUAUUGAACCUUCUAGUUUUGAAAUUAUAUUAACUUAGCUUUUCAGAUUAAAAAUAAGUAUUGAGAUCUUAUUCAGUUUUUUAGCUCUCCAGAAUUUUAAGUAAAGUUGUUUUUUAAUGCAAGGUAUAUUUUAUAAAUCUGUCAUCUAUUUAUUGUCCAAUGCAAGAUACUCAGAAUCAAUUGAACGAAGCAUACACAGUUCUCAUACUGUCACACAAAAUAGGCUUUAAUUUGCUGCCAGUUCUUUUUAAGUAAUUCGAGUUUUUAAAAUUAUUUUUUUAGUAUAUGUUUAUAAUAAAGUUGGAAUUUAAACUAUUUCACUCAAAUACUAAAUAGUGCUAUAAAAUAAUUUUUAUUUUGACCUCACAAACUGCUGGAAAUUUGUUGUAGCAUUUUAAAAACCAAUUUUCUCUACCAUUGUACAAGCUACGAAUGAGAGCAUACCAAUCUAUUUCAGUUGAUAAAGUUUUUUCACUAGCUUUCCUAUUGUCCAAAAUCAAAUAUUUUGAACUUCAACCUGAAAUUUGUACACACGUUUCUAAACUAUUUGACUCACUAAUACCUUUUUUAAAAAUUCAAGUGUCAAGUUUAAGUUAAUAAAAAAUUGUUUAUAGAAUAUUUUCACCCAUUAUGUAUACUUAAACUUACUGAAUAAAAUUAAUGAAUGCACAUACCCAAGUUUUGUUUUAAGACAUUGACAUGAGCAAACUGUACAGCAAUACAAAUUAACCGAUGUACAGUUAUGGUGCAUCAUUUACUCUGCACAAGUGCUUAACAAAGUGCCUAGAACAUAGUUUGCUAAACAAUUUUCUAGCAGGCUUUACUGAAUUUCUGUAAGCAAAGCUAUUAUAACUAAAACACAAGUAUUUACAAGGAAAGAAGUCAAACAAAGAUGCAUGCUGAUGAGUAUUAAUCAUGUUCCAAUCUGCAUGAAGUCUUUCACUUGAUGUGUCUUACUUGUUGGUUGUAGUGUGUGUGUGCCUGCAUCCAUUAGUCAAAUACAUACUUAGCAUAAUUUAACACCUCUCUAUGGCAUUUAAUGAAUCAGUGUGAAGAUAUUGCAUAACUUGACUAGGAAAUCAUGUCAUUUAGUAUACUUAUCACUUUUCAUGUGUAUACAUUUUUUGGGAACUUGUGAAUUGAAUUCUUUUUGAUAUUGCUUCGUAAAUUACUUGAUACUGUCACAUAUUGUGAUAUUAUUUGAUCAUAAACUGUGAGUUUGUUUUAUCUUUAUAAUUUAUACUACAGACUGCAAGGGCAAUUGUCUAAAUAACAAUUAUAAUUAAGAAAUAUUGGAAACAUUUUUUUUGUGUUGCGUGCAUUAAAAGAUUUCCUUAACUUAAAUAAUUUUUUAUUAGGUUUGAUUUUGAUUUUUGUUAUCUUUUACCUAAAAAUAAUUUUUAUACACAAUAUAUUGAGUCAACUUGCAAAACCUGCUUAGUAACUUCAAGUUUAGAUAAACGAUAAGGUUCUAAGUACAUUUAUUUGAAAUUCUGUGUGUUAAAUAUAGAUCUAGUAGUAAAGUAGUAGACACUUCAGGGAAUAAUUUUUUUUCACAAAAAGUUAAGUUAGAAGGUUUUGCAAAUAAACUCAUUUAUUGAUUUUGAAGCAAAAGUCUAUUCAAAGUUGAGUUUUUUUUUUUUCUAAAUUUGGUAUUUAUAAACUUUUUCUCUUUACUUUCUUUAUUUAAGAAAAAAAAAACAGCUUUGAAAACUUAGGUAAGAAUUUAUCAGGCAAUUGUGAAAUAACAACCAGCAGGAAAGGCAGUGAAAUAACAUUUCCACAAAAAAUUGAUAUUCCUUUUUGACAAUUUCUAAACUUUUGCAGUAAUGGUUCCUGUUUGUUGACUUGUAUUGUUGGUUUGGCUUUUAAAAAGUAGUGCUGCUAACUUUUCUCUUCAUUGAGGUACAUUUUAAAGGGUUGUAUAAUAAUCAAUAGAAUUAUUUAAACAUUUUGAGAACUGCAAGUUGUGUUAUAAUAGCAUAAUAAACAGUUACGUCCCUUGAGUCCGAGGAGUUUGCUGUUACAUAAAAAAAUAUUGCUUUUAUUUUUAAAAUCAUUAUUCUAGUGUAAAUGUGUUGAACAAGAUUGAGAUAUUUCUUGUUUUUCUCUUUUGUCUGAAAGUAUUUAACUUUGUGAACACCUAGCUUAUAGGUGUGCACGUAUACUGGAGGGAAUGGAAAACUUGGUCUGUGUGAAUUGUAACAAAUCAUUUCUAUGCAUGUACAAUGAUUGAUGCUUUAGUAUAUCACUUGUGUCAUUAGUUUCCAACCUUGGUGAAUGAAAUAGUUUCUUUUAAUUUUGAUUUUUUUUUUAGUGGAUCAUGUUUAAUGAACUCCGCCAAAAAAUUCAUUGGUUUUCAAGUUGAUUUUGUUCAGCCUAAGUAAGCUACCACUGUAGUGUUGUUUGAUGAUCAACUGUGGCAACAAAAUUAUCAAGCUGAUUUUGUCCACAACCACUGUUAAUUAAUCAAUAACUGCCCACACAUAAGUGGUUUUUGAACUGAUUUUUAGUUGACGUUUCAUCAACCACUGAUAGAUUAAUUAUUAGUGGUUUUCGAGUUGAUUGUUGAUAAGUUCAGCAACAACUGAUAGUUUGAUGAUUAACUGGGCCAAUAAGUCAGUGGUUUUCAAGCUGUUGUGUGUGUUAUAAAUUAAAUUGAUCAGCAAACACUGUCCUCGCCACCCGAAUCCUUAGGCUGGCUGUGAUUUCUCAAUUUGUCCUAAUUUUUUUUUCUACAGUGAGGAAAAUCCUGUUGUAGGCUAUCUUGUAUAGUUUUUAUAGAUGUGUGAUUUUCAUUCAUGUGAUUGUUUGUUUUACACUGUCUUACUUCACUAAUGUGAGGGUGUUUUAUUUAAGAGUUUAUUUUUAUUAUGUAGAUCUAUUUGAUAUCAAAACACUUUGACACUUACGUAGUUUGAAUAAAUGGAAAAUGAGGAAUAUUCCCUGAUCUGUAUAGAUUUAUCAUACAUACUUGUUCUUUGGCUUUAUCAUUAAUCUAACCAUAAAUUUUAGGAGUUAGUGAUUCUUAUUGCAGUCUGUAUAACUUACCUUGGUUUCUUAAAAAACAAACAACCUUUCUUUUACCUGUUGAUGAUUAGACCUCCCUGCUCAAGAACAAGUAGAUCUAUAAGAAAAAUGUUAGAUUAGACAUAAGUGAAACAAUUACAGCAUAUCAAGGCUGUCCCUGACCUAACCCUCUUUACAGUGUCCCUAGCCCAGUGACUUCCACAAGGUAUAAAUCAGGGGUAUAGUUUUAGCCAUGCAAAUUGUAUGAAAAGUUAAAUCCUUACAAAAAUCUCAAAAAAUAAUUGCAUCUAAUGGCAUCUUCACCUUAGAUUUUCAUCAGUUGAUAAAAUGAAAUUCUUGAAAUAGAAAGUUAAAAUGAUGAUACUGUUGUUUAUCUUGAGGUUUAAAUAAUAAUAAUUUUCUUCUUUAAAGUGUGUUUUGAUUUUGCUUAAUUAACUGAUAUUACAUGAUGUCAAAUAGUUUGCAAUUGUAAUGUUCAUAUUAGCUUAAUUUAAUCUCAAACAUGAAUUCUAUGGUGAGACAAUUUUUGGCACAGUGAUUAAGAAGGAAUUUUCUGAAUUGAACAACUUUACAGUAGUUUACAGUGAUUGAGAUCUCUUCAUAAUAUGAAGAAAACAUCUUUAAGGGACAUAAUCAUGGAAAAGUGCUUAAGGGAUAUAACCCUGUAGAAUUAUAAGAAAGUUUAAGGAUAUAACCAAAUGUAGUCACAGGAAGAGCUCCAAGUUGUAUCUAACAUUAAGUAGUGAUAAUGGUUACCUCAGGGUGUUGUAUGUACAUGUGUGGAUGUCAAACUAGUGUUAAAUAAGUAACCAACUUGGCAUAAUGCUCUCAGGGGAAGUAACUGAUGGUGGUUUAUUUCCCUUUCCACCUCCCUUUGAAGGAAGUGGUUAUAUUUUCAGGCAUCAGGUCAGAACGUACAUCUGUGGUUAUUAUCUGCAUCCUUGGGUAGAAAAUUGCGGGAUAAAUAUGUUAAGUUUAACUUUUGCUUAAUUUAUUGUGUGUAAUUUAUAGUGUGUUACUGUGUGUAAUUUAUGCGUAUAGUAUAAUUGCCAGUUUUUCAGCUUGAAAACCUCUGAUCUCAUUUUGUCUGACAUUCUUUUUACAUACAUACAUAUAUAUAUACACCACCAUGUACAUAUGUACAUGUUACUCCAAAAUGUGUGUACAGUGUAUUCUAUAAAUCUUAGAUUACUUGUAUGGUUGUUUAUCCUAGUUAAUUUCUAAUUGCUUUUGUCAAGACUUUUUAUUAAAAAAAAACACAUUUGACUGUAAAUAUUUGCCCAAAAAUAAUACAUUCUUACCUGGGUUUUUUUGUUCUUUUUUAAAAAUGUGAUUUGUAAUUGUAAU